AUGACCCAAACCACGGGUGUAGGAAGGGCUCUCUGCUCAAGGAAGCUUUUCCCUAAGUUUCUUGGCCCAUACCAAAUCUCGAGGAGGAUUGAGCCUUUGGCUUAUGAGAUUGCUCUGCCUCCUCAGUUGGCCAAUCUCCAUCUGGUAUUCCAUGUGUCACAAUUGAGGAAAUACGCAUUUGACCCAUCUCAUGUAUUAGAAGCCAAGGAUGUACAGAUUAGGGAGGAUCUUACUAUGAAAGUACAACCCGUUGCUUUGGAGGAUAGCCGAGUUGAGGAACAUCGGGGAAAACCAAUCAGUCUUGUCAAAGUCAUUUGGGACCGAAAGACAAGUGACUAUACUUGGAAGCUAGAGGAGGAUACUUGGUAA
This is a messenger RNA of Vigna unguiculata (cowpea), 369 nucleotides long. Lineage: Eukaryota; Viridiplantae; Streptophyta; Magnoliopsida; Fabales; Fabaceae. The record is from RefSeq and is a predicted model, not a curated record.